Molecule: messenger RNA, 1593 nt
Organism: Photinus pyralis (common eastern firefly)
Lineage: Eukaryota; Metazoa; Arthropoda; Insecta; Coleoptera; Lampyridae
Product: protein disulfide-isomerase-like
Exons: 4
Coding region: 68-1564 (498 amino acids)
Biological process (GO): response to endoplasmic reticulum stress; protein folding
Cellular component (GO): endoplasmic reticulum
Molecular function (GO): protein disulfide isomerase activity
Source: RefSeq, a predicted model, not a curated record
CCUGGCACGUAUGUACGUGAGGCGAUUCGAUAAUAAGGCAUGAGUUUUUCACAUCGUACCGGAAAAGAUGAAGGUCUUGGAUGCAUUUUUAGUCAUCACUCUUAGUAUAUUAUGUGGUGCCCAAAAAAUUGAGGUACAUAACGGUGUUUCUGUGCUAACACAAGAAAAUUUCAAGGACUUUAUUAGUAGCAGAGACUACGUUCUCGUAGAUUUUUAUGCACCAUGGUGUGGUCAGUGUCAAGAUCUGGAGCCAGAGUAUGCCAUGGUGGCGCAAACUUUAGCACUAUCAGAGUCGCCAGUUGAACUUGGGAAGGUCGAUGUGACAGAAGAAGAGUCGUUAGCCGACGAUCAUAACAUUAAGGUGAUUCCAACGCUCGUACUUUUCAAAAAAGGAAAAACGCGGGCUGAGUAUACAGGCGAACUUGUCGCUGAGAAAAUCGUCGAAUGGCUGACUCGCCGUUGUGGACCACCGGCCCAAGAUCUCCAAGGGGUUGAAAAUGUCCAAGCGCUAAUCGAGGAAUUCGAUGUGGUUGUGAUUGGUUUCUUCAAGGAUCAGUCUUCGAAAAAUGCCGAGGUGUUUCUUGAGUUUGCUGAUUCCACGUUUUCGGUUCCUUUUGGAAUAACAUCGGAUGAAGACAGUUUUGCAGAGUAUUCAGUGAAAAACGGCGACAUUGUUCUCUUCAAGAAGUUUGAUGACCGGAAAGUGAAGUUCGGGGGAGAAUUAAAUGUAAAAGGUCUUCAGACAUUUUUAAGGGAGGAGUCUCGUCCUCUUAUCUCGGAAUUUGAACCCGAUCUUCUUGAGACCGACGGCGUGAGAGGGUUCGUGUUGUUAUUUUUGGAUAAACUAAGUGAAGAAUCGUCUCGCAUCGAAGAUGAGGCAAGGUCCGUUGCCAAAUUGUUUAAACAAGACAUUAUGUUCGUGUCUGUCGACACGGAGAUAGGAGCAAACCAAGCAGCGUUGGACAUGCUUAAUGUCAAAGAUGAGGAUGUACCGACAAUGCGCAUAGCCAAACCCGCCCGAAACAUCAAGAGGUUUGUUCCGGAAUCUAACGACUUGACCGCCGAGAGCAUCCAGAAAUUUGUAGAGGAUUAUUUGAGUGGCAAAAUCAAACCGCAAUUUCUAGGCGCGGAUUUGCCAGAAGACUGGAAGAAGGGCUUCGUUUAUACGCUUGUGAGCAGUAAUUUUGAAAGCGUCGUUUUCGAUACCGAAAAAGAUGUCCUAGUCGAAUUUCAUAAAACAUCAUGCGGGUACUGUAAACUUUUACAUCCAAUUUUGGAACAGGUUGGCGAAUACUUUAAGAGAGAUACACAUGUAAUUGUUGCAAAAAUAGAUAUAUCGGUUAACGAGAUCGAUGAUGAUAACUUUCAAAGCUUGCCGGCAUUGAAAUUGUAUCUUAGAGGCGACAAAAAAGUUAUUACUUACAAGGGUGCAAUUACAGUAGAAGCAAUUGCCAAUUUUAUAAAAAACCCAAACGCAGGGGAUAUUGGCAACGAAGAUAAAAGUCAAGAAGAGGAAGCAGAGGAGGAUGAAGAUUAUGUGGACGGAAUGAAAGAUGAGUUGUGAUAUCGUAGUUUUAAUAUGUCUUACUGUGA